Messenger RNA from Synchytrium microbalum, 1746 nucleotides. RefSeq lists its product as uncharacterized. Gene Ontology annotation, molecular function: nucleic acid binding. NCBI's taxonomy places the organism in Eukaryota, Fungi, Chytridiomycota, Chytridiomycetes, Synchytriales, Synchytriaceae. Bases 1 to 1746 code for a protein of 581 amino acids. The transcript has 7 exons. Gene Ontology annotation, biological process: DNA integration. The record is from RefSeq and is a predicted model, not a curated record.
AUGUCAGCUACUGAAGAUCCAACGAAAUUUCUUAGCAAGAGGACAAAUAUAGAUAAAGAAAUCAAGGUUAUCCUCGCUUGUAAAGAAGUGACGGAUGCUGAAGCUCUUGUUGGGAUUAUAUGCCGUAUUCUGUUGGUCAAGCAGAUGGUCUUUGAUCCCUAUAUCCAUCUUCGAGAAGAAGCCAACAACAAUCUCCAAAAUCCACCGAAUAAAAAUAACUUCAAUAAUCGUGAUACGAGAACCAGUAGUAACAGUAAUAACCGUGUUGCUCGCCAUUGUCGAAAGUGUUGGUCAAAUGACCACUUCUUCAACGAGUGCCAGUCUAUCGUUUAUUUGCCAUUCCCUGGUUUCAUGGAUGAUCUGAACGAUCGAAAUAUUGGAAGUACGAAUACGAGAGUAUGUACUAGGUGCGGAAAUCUAGUCAUCAACCAAUUCCCUGGAUUUGUAAAAGUCGCCGUUGGAUUGACUGCCUCUUCAUCGACUCUCGUAUACCUCCAUCGACUCUCGACCAGUGCGAUCCGAUGGCUACUUGAUUCUGGUGCUAGCACACACAUGACUGGGAAUAUUGAAUUACUGUCUGAUGUGGUCAAACCUAGUGCUAGGACCGUAUCUGGACUUGGAUCGUCUGUAUUUAGGUCUACAGCUAUUGGUGUCCUUGUUGGAUCAGCAAAUGGAUUCGAAUGGUCUAUUCCGAACGUCUUUCAAAACUCUACCCUACCAGGUGUAGAGACUGAUGAUGAGCCGUGUAGACCGUGUAUCAAACCUAAAAUAAUUAGAUUACCUUUUCCUAUAUCCGUAUCUCCAAAACCAGAAGCUUUGGAAGUACUUCAUAUUGACCCAAUGGGCCCAUUCCGUACAAAGUCACUUGAUGGAUCUGUUUAUAUCUUAAGAAUUAUAGAGGCAGGAUUCCAUUACGGAUGGGUGUUUCCAAAGAAAUCGAGAGCUGAAACUCCCAAUUUCAAAUUCUUUGAAUCUGAUAAUGCUAGAGAGUUUGUUGUGAAUACCGUGUCAUCGCAUUUACUUGAAAAUGGCAUUAUACAUCGACUCACGCUGCCACAUGCUCAUCAGCACAACGGAAUGAUUGAAAGAUACAAUCGCACCCUUCAAGAAGCUGCUAAAGCUCUACUCUUAGGUGCUAAUUUAGCACCAACGUUUUGGGCUGAAGCUAUCAAAACAGCAUGCUAUCUCCGAAACACGUUGACGACGACAGCUCUUGAGAAAGGGACUCCAUUUGAAGCACUGUAUGAGAAGGAACCAGUAUACGAUCAUUUGAAAGUGUUUGGAUCUAAAGCGUUCUUACACGAUCCGACUGAAUCCGAUAAACAGCAGGAUAGAGGUAUAAAACCUUUCGUGUAUUCUCGUAAUGUAAACUGGUUGGAGGAUACGAAAUCUGAUGGUAAAGGUGAUGCUGAUGUUGACUGCUCGACCCAACUCGAAAUUGAAGAGGAAGAUGUUUCGGAUGGAACAGUCUCUGAAAGUGAUGAUGAAGUCAUUAUAGUCGAUUUAGGAGUUGGUGAUACGAAGAGAUCUAGACCAGGUGAUGCAACAUCUGAUGGAGGAGGUGCUGUAUCUCCACGAUCUACUCCUCGUGAACGCACUGCAACUCCACCAUCACCUUCACCACAGUCACCACUAUCAACUGUUGCCACUCUCUUCAGCAAGUCGCUCAAGACGUUACCAAUAGUGACAGUGAUGAUGGUUUUGUCAGUCAUCCUUAUAGAAAACUAUCGGAUACUCCUCUGGUAA